Molecule: messenger RNA, 1632 nt
Organism: Adineta ricciae
Lineage: Eukaryota; Metazoa; Rotifera; Eurotatoria; Adinetida; Adinetidae
Source: the annotation of a GenBank genome assembly
AUGGGUAAACAAGUUCCAUUCACAUACUCAAAUCAUACGACUUUACUGAAUAUUCCUAAUACGAAAUGUAUCGAUGAGCAUGCAUACCAUUUGAUAGAUCAAUGGCAAUUACCAGUUUUUGUUUUUCCGAAACUUCAACAAGCGCUUCGACUGUUUUUCGAUGAACAAAUCCAAUUAGCUGCAGAUGAAAUCACUCAACUUGCCAUUGAACCUUUAAUCAAAGGUCAACUGGAAAUUCAAACUGUUCUUGAUCAAUGGUUCAAACUCGUCCAAGAAUUCAAAGCUUACACACAUCAUCAGGAACGCCCGAGUGAUGAACAAAUCUUUUCCAACGCCUUUCAGAACGUUCUUCAUACCGGAACAAAUUAUGAAAUACUUCUUCAACUUGAAUAUAUCUAUCAAAGCGAAAUCGAGGAGAUGCUAAAACUUCGCGAUAAACAAUUACAAGAAUUAGAUAUUAAACAUCAUCGGGAGAUGCAAGAAGUUAUUAACGAACCGACGAAUAAAUAUCCUGAUGUCUAUGUUCGAAAUCUUGCUCAGAAACAUAUGGAAGAUAAACAGUCAGUCGAGGGACGAUGGAAUAGUAGUAUAACUGCGUCGAAAGACCAUCAGAAACAACAAUUCAAGGAUCGUGUUAUGCAAUUAUAUGAAGAAAGUUUAGUAUCAAAUAGUUUGCAGCAUUCUACUCAUGCGAAAACAAAUGCACGACAAACUAGCAUUCCUUCAUCACCUCUAUCAGUGAUGAUUGCUGUGUCUGAUCUAGCACCACAUGAAAGUCGUUUGGAAACCAGUUACACUGUACAACUUGGUGCGCAAUUGAAAUCAAUGUAUAACUUACGAUUGAUCCGCUGUGAUAUGCUUGAUUAUUGCCGUAUAAAAACAUCGAAGAAAGAUAAUAAGAUUUUAGUUGAACCACAACGUCUUCAAACAUUGAUGUCUCUGUAUUCGAACGUACUGUGCGGUCUCGUCCUUCUCGUUCCCAAACGUAUUCGUUUGACGACUGCAGAUGUAAAACAAGAAUUUGCAAGUGUAUGCGAACGUUCAACGGACUUUCAUUUUCCAUCCUUUGAACAUCAGUUAUCCAAUAUUGAAGAAUGUCUUCAGCAAGCUAACGAAGCCCGAUCGUUAGCUUCAGCUAGUCUUGAUACCAAUUCGAUGACAAGUAAACAAAGCGAUGGUUCCUUAGAAGAACAAAAUUUGUGUUCUGUCGGUGACUUCUACAUGACUCGCCAUUCAAAUCUAUCUGAAGUUCAUGUUGUCUAUCAUUUGGUAGUUAAUGACAGUGCUUUACGCUCAUCAUCGGAAAUUACUUCACGACAUGCAGCCAUAUUCGGUCUACGAAACAUCUUAAAAGAAUGUUGUAAACAUGAUAUAACUACAUUAACAUUACCUUUGUUAUUAACACACGAUAUGACUGAAGAAAUGACGAUACCGUGGGUUUUGAAACGAGCGGAAUUGGUAUUGAAAUGCUUGAAAGGUUUCAUGAUGGAGAUGGGAACGUGGGGGACAAAUCGAUGUUCAACAAUUCAACUGGUCGUUCCGAAAAAUUUACUUCAUCAAACGUUCUUGCAGUUAGCUGAUCUUGUUCCGACAAUCUUCCGAGAAUCAAGAACAGUGACAUUACAAUUUUAG